Molecule: messenger RNA, 1206 nt
Organism: Penicillium bovifimosum
Lineage: Eukaryota; Fungi; Ascomycota; Eurotiomycetes; Eurotiales; Aspergillaceae
Product: cysteine protease ATG4
Exons: 5
Coding region: 1-1206 (401 amino acids)
Molecular function (GO): protein-phosphatidylethanolamide deconjugating activity
Source: RefSeq, a predicted model, not a curated record
AUGACCGUGGACAUGGAAAGAUGCAAACGCCUAGUCCAAUAUUUCUGGGACCCAGAACCCAGGAACGAUGCACCUGCCGCUUCAAUAUGGUGCCUGGGCAGAGAGUAUGCGCCCCCGCAAACCGGGAGUGGCGAAGCCACCAGCGACCGACAGAGUUUCCCAAGCCAUUCCCAGGCCAGUACAUCGAAUGACACGGCAUGGCCAAAGGCAUUCCUCUCUGACUUCGGAUCGAGAAUCUGGAUAACAUACCGAUCAAACUUCAUACCGAUACCACGUUCAAAUACACCAGAAGCAACAUCUUCGUUGACACUGGGGGUACGCCUGAGAAGUCAGUUAAUGGACCCCCAGGGCUUCACAUCAGACACAGGGUGGGGCUGCAUGAUUAGAUCUGGACAAAGCCUUUUGGCGAAUACGUUCUCGGUGCUAUUACUAGGGCGAGACUGGCGCCGUGGAGAGAAACCGACAGAGGAGUCGCAGCUAAUCUCCAUGUUCGCCGAUCACCCGGACGCUCUCUUCUCAAUACAUCGAUUCGUUGACUGCGGCGCAGAAUCAUGUGGCAAAUAUCCAGGGGAAUGGUUUGGACCGUCGGCAACUGCCAAAUGUAUACAGCUUCUCUCAACCCAAAGCGAGUCCCCUCCACUCAGGGUAUAUGUGACCAAUGACACAUCGGAUGUCUACGAAGAGAAAUUUGCACAUGUGGCCCACGACAAAGCUGGCAAAAUCCAGCCAACACUGAUCUUGAUUGGAACUAGACUGGGGAUCGAUCAUGUCACUCCCGUGUACUGGGACGGUCUUCGAGCUGCACUGACAUAUCCCCAAUCGGUCGGCAUCGCAGGUGGACGCCCAUUAGCAUCACAUUACUUUGUAGGCGCCCAAGACUCCCACCUCUUUUUCCUUGAUCCUCAUACAACCCGACCUGCAACGUCAUACCGGCCAGAUGAGCUCUAUAGCCAAGAGGAAUUGGAUAGCUACUAUACCAACCGGCUGCGGAGAAUCCAUAUCAAGGAUAUGGAUCCUAGCAUGUUGAUUGGGUUUCUCAUCAAGGAUGAAGAUGACUGGGCUGACUGGAAGAAUCGGAUUCAAUCCACGACUGGACGGCCCAUUGUACACAUCAUCCUAGGUCAGAAUCAGCCAGCUCGUGGUUAUACCCGCGCCGAAGCGCUUGAUGAAGUCGAGGUGCUGGACGAUUCAGAAAUGGAGUGUUAG